AUGGCGACUAAUACUGACGGUAUCCACAUCGGACUCGAUCUCGGCACCUCAACUAUAAAGACCAGCGGCACAUACCUGAAACACGGCAAAUACCUGGUACCAUCGGAUAUUCUACUAGUACAGAAUCUCCGAAUGGUUCCUGCAGCGGCUGCUUAUCUCAAUGGUAAAUUCUACUGGGGUCAAGCCCUGAUGGACCUUGUCGCGAAGGGCGAUAUUCCAGUCGAGAAUGUCAUGCGGCACUACAAGGUGCUUCUGCAUGAACCUGAAACCGCGUGGGAUACCGAGAUGAGGAAUCGCCUCGUGCAUCAGCUUGCUGUGGCACAUGUUCCACUCGRGGACUUUUACGUCGACAUUUUCACCCACCUCGUGGCCGCAAUUCGCGAGCGCGUGUGCGAGAGCCAGAUCGGACAUGUUCUUGGGAAGCAUGAAGUCUUGACAGCGGCAAUCGCUGCUCGCAUUGCUUUGCCGCAGUCGUUCAGUUCAACAGCCGCGCGUAUAUUGACUGCUGCUGCUGGAAAGGCUGGAAUAGGUCUCGUUAACAUCACAUCGGAGCAGAUCUGUGCGCUAGCGGCGUACCUCGACAAUGUGAAAGGAGAGCUACCUUUCUCCGAAGGCGACGCUUUGAUCUUCGUGGAUGCCGGCUGCUUUACGGUGGAUAGCGUUCUGUACCUUCAUCGAGGUGGCCAGGGUUCCAAAGCCCUGUUCGAAGCUCUUGCCAAGUCUCAUGGCUCUAUCUUUGGGUCAUUGAAAGUAAACCUUCUUAUCAAAGCUAAGAUCGAGGCCAAUACCCCGGGAGGAAUGCAGAACCACUACACCAGACUAGGUCUGUCAGCCGAGAGCUUCAAUUUCCAGCUUCUGGAUGGCAUUGAGACCGCCAAGAAAAAGUUCAACCCUGAACUUCCAGACAAACACCUUCUCGAGACUAUCACUAUUUCCAACUAUACCACGGACGAGGAGUUCUCGUGCAGGGUCACCCAGAGAAUGGCCAGAGACGCGUUUGACGUCGUGUUCGACGAGAACUGCCAAGGUGUCGAUGCGCUGCUCCAGCAGCACGUGGAACUAGCUCGAAAGGCUAUAGACGACGCAGUAGCCGCUAAUGAUCCGGCACGUACGAAGGAGCUAGUCAAGAAGCAAAAGCUGGAGUACAUCGUCCUGUCUGGGGGUGGCUGCCAGUGUUCCUACAUGCGGAAGCGGUACAAGGGGCGCUAUAAUCGACAAGGAAUUACCAUCAUAUCUGUCGCAGACCAGAUGGAUGGAGACGCAAUUCAUGUUGCCAAGGGAGCCUUGUCCUCACGCUACGAUCGAAUCACGCCACAGCCAGUGCCACUAGGUCUCAACUAUGCGCUCUUAGAAGACCAGGUUUUCCAGUUCCCCGAGCAUCGCGACUGCUGGUACACAAAGGGUGGUAGACGCGUGGUCGACAAGAACAAGGUCCGCCGCCGCAUCCCUGGCUCCGCAUGCGCCGACCGCAUCGUCAUAGACCGACUCCGAUUCCUAGGACACAGCGUUCAAAUCCCCAACGACGUCAGACCCGUGGCUCAGAUAUUCUUCCCCAACGUCGCUGAUCGUGUAAUCAAGAUGAGAGCGGUCACCACUGAUCAGGACCAUCUCAAGGACAACGAUGCUGGAUUGAACGAUGACCACGAUAUCACAAAAGAUGAUAAUCAGCUUCGUGAGAGUGUCAAGGAGUGGACAACAGCGGAAUGGGUCCUUCCUAAGGACAUCAUGGAGUCUCAGGACUGGAAGGUAGUCAAGGACAUCAAUACUGGCCAUAAGCACUACCAACAUGUCAAGGUCACAUUCAAGAUCAUCAGAACGUCAGCUGGAAAUAUGACUGUCAAGGCAGAGCUCAUACUACCGAAAGGUCCGGAUGAGGGGAAGCACAUCGAACUGGAAGGCACUUUCGUCCUUCACGACCCACGUAUGUGUGAGUUCGUGUCCGACGCUGAUGCCGGUAGGCGCCCCCACAAAGGCGUCGAUGCGGACGGGGAUUCUCAGAUGGCUUGA
Messenger RNA from Ramularia collo-cygni, 2007 nucleotides. RefSeq lists its product as uncharacterized. The transcript has 3 exons. The coding region runs from base 1 to 2007 and encodes 668 amino acids. NCBI's taxonomy places the organism in Eukaryota, Fungi, Ascomycota, Dothideomycetes, Mycosphaerellales, Mycosphaerellaceae. The record is from RefSeq and is a predicted model, not a curated record.